Molecule: messenger RNA, 2394 nt
Organism: Stylonychia lemnae
Lineage: Eukaryota; Ciliophora; Spirotrichea; Sporadotrichida; Oxytrichidae
Source: the annotation of a GenBank genome assembly
AUGCAGAAUAUAUAAGAUUAAAACUAGCUAAGAAUUUCCAAAGAAAAUGAAAGGAAAGUGUCAAUUAUUACUCCAUCUACUAAUCAAGUAGAAUAAUCUAGUAUAGUCAAAUAAAGAAGGAAUAAUAAAGUUCAAAAUUAUCAAGAAAAUGUAAGUCAACUAGAUAAUAAAGCAAAGCAAGGUGGAAGCCCACUUGAUAACUAUAACAGAGGAGGAAGUGAUUUUUCUAACAUCAUCAAUAACAUUUCAAAUGAUUAUAAAUUAGAUGAUUCAUCUGAUAAGAAAGUACUCAACUGUGAUGCAAAUCUAGAUGAUAAUUCAUUUUUGUCAAGUACUCCAAAAGAUUUAAAGAAGCUGAAGACGUUAUAUAACAAUAGUAAACCAUCAGAAUUGGUAAACUUACAGAAAGAAAAAAGAAAAAACUCUUAAAUUAUGAAUUAAACUUCAAACAAUGAUUGUGGUCCAGACUUUAAAUUUCACAUUCAAGCAAACUAAGAGACAAGUUCAUUUAAUAAUUCUGAAAUAAAUGCCACUAGCAGAAGAAAAAUGAUGCGUAAAAGAACUGAGGGCAAUCCUGUAAAUGAUGAUAAUGAAAGUAAAUCAAAUGCAAGUAGAGCUAGGAUGGAUGAUGCGAUGAAAACAAAAAUUUUACAGAAAAUGUUGAAUGUAAGUGAGUACCAAAUAAAUUUCAGCUUCAAACAGUUCAUAAAAUAUAUCUUCUAUCACUUAUUGUUCUUCUAUCUUGGUAUAUUUGCAAAUCUUGUUAUUAUGAUAACUGAUUCGCCUUAAGCUGUAAAUAAUAUGUCUUUUUGGAUUACAACUCGAGAUAAGAUUUCAUUUUUCACACAAUUAUUCUAAUGGUUAUCUAACCUUACUAUUAUUAUGGCUUGGCUACAAAAGUACUUUAAAUUAAGUAAAAACGUAGAAGUUAAUUUGAAUCUAAUUUUCAUGGAGUAAUUAUACUUUUACAACUUUGUUGUGGUUAUGAGAAUUUUCAUUAUUGCAGUAAGAUAUGGUUUUACAUCAGAAUUUAGACUACAAUUACUUAUGAGGUAGAAGUAAGAAUAUGCUUUUAUAGCUAGAGAUUUACUAUUGCCUACAUGGAUUGAGCUUACUCCAUAAGGAAUGGAGACUGAACUUGAGGCAGUAUUAUGGAGAAACUAGAUUGAUGAGAGUAAAUUUAAACUAGGAUUUAUUGAAAAAUUGAAUGAUAAACUAGAUUAGAAAUUAUCAUCCAAAGAUUACUAUGAGAGUAAUAAGUUUAGCAUGAAAGAGUUAUAGUCAACAUUAAAUGGAUUAGAGAAAACUAUCAAGUUUAGAGAUUAAAAAAUCAGAUCAAAUGAGAUAAUUCUUACAGAGGAAAUGGAGAUGUUUGAAAUCCACAAGGUAGAAGAUGCAAAUAUAUCAUAUAAUUUUGAAAAGAAAUAUGAUGCUAGUUUACUACUUAAAGAAAUCGCACUUUUUUCCUCCGCUCAUUAAACUUCUCUUAAGGUGUUUCUAAUUGUAGCUACUUUUGGAAAGUUAUCGCUCCCUUUCAUCAUAAGAGGUGCUAUGCAUGGUUAGUUUCUACUCGAUUGGGAUAGUGCUAUUUACACAGCUAUUGAAACUCUCGCUUCCUCAUUUUUCCUAUUACAAAACUACAUCUUUCUGGGAGCAGGUCAUGUUGAUUUCCAAAGAAGAUUUUAUAUGAUAAAGUACAUUAGUUCGCUGAUCAAUCCAACCAAAUAAAGUCUUGAGAUAAUGUACCAAAUUUCUCCUACAAUAAAUUUAGUUGACAGAGCAAGCUUACACAUUUGGUUUUAGCUAAGAUGCUGUACCAUGGACUUUGGUUAAAAGUACUAACGGAGAAUAUUUGUUUACUCCUCUGUAUUUCUUGGAAUGUAUCUAGUUUAUGGAGGGAUAAUACUAUUAAGUUACUUUGAUUUUUUGGUGGUAAGAUUUUCAACUAUUUUUAAUGUGUACUGUCUAUAUGAUAUUUUACUAACAUUCGGAGUGAUUUUGGCAAUGUUUUAAUAUGGUGCUCUAAUAAAUGAACAAUUCAUGGAAGAUAAACUCUAGUUAAUUAUAAUAAAACAAAAACUGAUUGAUGUGAAAUACUCAUUGGAUGACCUACUAUCAAACAAGAAAUAGCUGUGCUAGUAUACUAAAUUGUUCCAAAAAAUCAUUAAGAAUUUAAAGUAAACACUGAAAAAUAAAGAAGCUAUUUAGGAAAAAAUUAAUGAAGUUAUUGAUGAAAUAGAUGUCAUUAAGGAAAGAUUAGAGGUAGAAUAUGUGUAAAGACCUUUAAAAAUAAUGGGAGUAACAGCAUCAUUUUAGCUUUUGAAUCAAAUAUAUACAACUUUAUUUACUGUAGGAGUAGCUGUAGCAUAAAAAUUCUACUCAAGAAAUUCUUGA